AGUAACAAUGAAAACAAAUUCUUGUGAAUCAAUCUGUCAUUCAGAUGACUGUACGAGUAGUGUAUCCGCCUUGAAUUAAAUUUUUGUGAGCAAAAGUUGCAGGGUCUACAAUGACGGCCCAGGUGCAAGCCCUGUACGACUUCACCGGAGAACCGGGAACCACAGAAAUGUCAAUUACCUGUGGUGAAAUAUUGACUCUUAUAAAUACAGACAUUGGUGAAGGAUGGUGGGAGGGAAGAAAUUCUAAGGGCCAAACAGGCUUGUUUCCGGCAGCAUAUGUGAGAAAGCUAUCUCCUGAGGAACUAGAACCAGAAAAGGUGGCUCCCGCUGCACCUAGAUAUGACCAGGCAGCUGACGAGUGGGGUGAUCAACAAUACAGUGCAGGUGAUAAUAAUUAUCAAAGAGCAGCUUCACAUGACGACGGCUGGGAUGAUGAUUGGGAUGAUGACACAUACUCUGAAAUAGGUCCUGGUGCUCCUCAAAAUAAGACUGCAAUGAGUCAUCAACAACAACUUACUCCAUUACCCGGUAUGCCAAUUAAUGACUAUAAUCAUCAAAUGGAUGACAAUGCUUCCUCGUUUGGUUCAACAGUCGGUACAGUUAGAAAGAAUAAAUUUGCACCAUCAUCAAAAGUUAGUGGAGAGAGCUACUUACUGGCCACGUUAAAUGUUGACGUCCCUGACUCGGAUAAAGUUUACAUAAUUCAAGAAGGUGACUGUUAUGUUUGGGCACCGAUCACACAGCCAUAUAGUGUUACAGUUGCAUCUCCAAAAAAAGAAUCAAAAUUCAAAGGCAUCAAGAGCUUUAUUGCAUAUCAGUUAACCCCGUCAUUUAAUAAUAUACAAGUUUCUAGAAGAUAUAAGCAUUUUGAUUGGCUCCAUGAAAGAUUACAAGAAAAAUUUACACUCAUACCCAUCCCACCUCUACCGGACAAACAAAUAUCAGGUCGCUACGAUGAACAACUAAUUGAACGCCGGCGAGUACAAUUACAGGAAUUUGUCGAUUGGAUGUGUAAACACCCAGUUUUGUCAAAAAGUGAAGUCUGGCAACAUUUCCUCACCUGCACUGAUGAAAAACGUUGGAAAGCUGGUAAAAGACAAGCGGAGAGGGAUAAUUUAUUAGGCCUUAACUAUUGUAUAUCCUUAGUUGUACCUGAAAAAGCUUUAUUACAAUCCCAAGUGGACCACAUCACAGAGCAGUGUCACACAUUUAUAGGUAGUAUGGAUACAUCGGUAAAAUCUGUGACUAAUAUGUGUCUAGCACAAACAAAGAGGUUCCAAGGGCCAUACAAGUCAGAUUGCCAAAAAAUUGGUGAAGCAUUUUAUAGUUUAGGAAACGCUCUUGGCUUGGAUGAAGGGACAGUCAUAUCUACAUCAAAACUUACAUCUGCGAUAAAGAUGACAGGUGGUGCUUAUAUUGAAAUUGGUAGGAUGUAUGAAGAACAACCAAAAUAUGACUGGGAACCGCUCGGAGAUAAAUUUCAUCUAUAUAAAGGUAUUGUAGGCUCAUUCCCAGAUGCCUUAGCAAAUCACAAGGCAGCUGUGCAAAAGAAACGUGAAUGUGAGAGAUUAACAUCCGAACACAAAAUGGAAGUAGGACAACUAAAUGAAGUAUUAAGAAGAACCGAUGUCAUAUCUUAUGCCCUUCUUGCCGAAAUUAAUCACUUCAAAUCAGAACGAACUGAAGACUUGAAAGCUACAAUGCAAAAAUUCUUGAGGCAACAAAUUAGUUUCUAUAAAAAAAUUGUUGAAAAAUUGGAAAUAACUUUGAACCAGUAUGAUGAAUAGUAUGCUAAUGAAAUGACUAAUCAUGGAAUUGAUAAUUUUUUGUGAUGCUUUUGGAAAUGGACUAUUGCCAUUGUUUAUUAUAUCCUAUUAUAAUAUUAGUAUUGAUAUUUUAUAGGUAUAUCUAAAACUAAAAUCCAAAUUAACUUUUAUAAUGAAUUUAUAAUGUGAUGAAAGUGACUGAAUGUAAUACUAUGCUUAAUACACAAAACUGUUUAAUUUUUAUAAACUGUUCUGUAUAUACUUUGCUACCUAUGUUACAUUUUUCAUAAAAUAAUAUUUUUUACCACUGUAAUAAUUUUAAUUUGGAAUUUUUACUAAUGAUUAUUUCAUUUAUUUUGAGACAUGUACGUUUUAUUUAGCGUAAGUGUUGUAAUAUUCCAUUUUUAAAGUAAAGUAUCUAAUAAAAUGUAAAAUCGUU
Messenger RNA from Melitaea cinxia (Glanville fritillary), 2205 nucleotides. RefSeq names its product sorting nexin lst-4 (gene SH3PX1). The coding region runs from base 111 to 1787 and encodes 558 amino acids. Gene Ontology annotation, molecular function: phosphatidylinositol binding; protein binding. The record is from RefSeq and is a predicted model, not a curated record. Gene Ontology annotation, biological process: endocytosis; protein transport; mitotic cell cycle. The transcript has 2 exons. Gene Ontology annotation, cellular component: plasma membrane; cytoplasmic vesicle. Lineage: Eukaryota; Metazoa; Arthropoda; Insecta; Lepidoptera; Nymphalidae.